Macrosiphum euphorbiae (potato aphid) is the source of this 630-nucleotide messenger RNA. Lineage: Eukaryota; Metazoa; Arthropoda; Insecta; Hemiptera; Aphididae. The record is from the annotation of a GenBank genome assembly.
AUGGCUGUGUAUAAGCUCACGUACUUAAAUCUUCCUGCACUGGCAGAACCUAUCAGGUUUCUCUUGUCUUAUUUGGAAAUCGAUUUUGAAGACAUUCGGUACGAACGUGAAGAAUGGCCAUCAGUCAAACCCACUAUGCCAUUUGGUAAAAUCCCAGUUUUAGAAAUUGAUGGUAAAGUAUUGAAUCAAUCAACAGCCUUAUGUCGUUAUUUAUCGAAAAAAGCUGGAUUAGCGGGUAGCGAUGAUUGGGAAUCUUUACUGAUCGAUAUCACCCUUGAUAACUUUAAUGAUUUCCGAGAAGCUUUUCGAACGCAUAUAAUUUUUGUAAGUGAAGAAUCUAAAGCUGAAAAAUAUGUGACUCUAAUAAAUGAAAUUAUUCCGUUGUAUAUGAAUAAAUUUGAAAACAUUGUGAGUGAAAAUGACGGAUACUUUGUAAAUGGAAAGUUGUCCUGCGCUGAUAUAUACUUUGCAGCAAUAAUAGAUUUUUUCAGCUAUUUGGGAAAAGUGGACUUACUAGAAAACCGUCCAAAAUUACAAGCCCUUAAAAAGAAAAUAUAUGAAAUACCUCAAAUUAAAUCAUGGAUCGCCAAACGACCAGCAUUCUCUUAUGCUUGGUCAAAUGAUAACUAA